Molecule: messenger RNA, 866 nt
Organism: Seminavis robusta
Lineage: Eukaryota; Bacillariophyta; Bacillariophyceae; Naviculales; Naviculaceae
Source: the annotation of a GenBank genome assembly
UUCGAGAGUUCUUCCACCAAAAUUCUGACUGUCUCGGCUGUCACUCGACUCGACUGUCGUGAACACUCGGGACUGUCUGUUAUACAUGUAAUGUGAGCGCGGGACGACAAACUUGAGCUUCGAUGGAAGGUGGAAUGAAGAAAACUCAAGAUGUGAGCGCGGGACGACAAACCUGAGCUUCGAAUGGAACCUUCGAAGCAGACUCAUUAGAUCGUACAGAUCGACCUCAACUCAACUUUGAUGGACCGUCCAUUUGACGAUGCAGUUGUUUUAGGCUCACAAUCCGAAAAGGACAAACAACCAAAAGCAAAUUUGCACUCAAAAAACCAAAACCAUGGACUCUACCAAACAAGAAAUCCAAUCCGCCGUUCAAGCGUGGCUCCAAGGCCUCGACAAUGGCAACCUCGACGAGAUGGUCAAGUACACCGACGACUCGGUCAUCAUCUGCAACGAGCACACCAAGACGACUGUGGGGGUGCAGGCCCUCAAAGACAAGUACGGCCCUCUCAUCGCCGCCAUGAACUUUGAAUCGACGUGCACGGUUCAGGAACUCCUGGUCUUUGGCGACUUCGCCUUUUGGGUCGGCCGCUUUACCGCGAACGCCAAGUCCAAGGUGACGGGAGAGUCACUCAAGAAAGCGGAGGGCCGUUUGGUCAUGGCGCUCCGCAAGGUGGGGGGCACCUGGAAGGUCUUCCUUGACGUGGACAACAACGACGAGACUGACAAGAAAGCGGAAGCGGCGGCCUGAGGCUUCUGGCAAGUCACAUCCAGCCGAAGACAACUCAACAGAGUCAGAAGGAGUCCCGAUGCAAAACUAAGUGUAGCUAGCCAUUAAAAAGUAUGAAGUGAAGCAAACAUCUGUCUCU